AGAUUGACUCGAGGAAUCUCCGCAAGGAAUUUCUCGAUCCCACUGCUGCACAGCACCGUGUCUGUCAAUACCGUAAAGCUGGCUCAGCCACUGCCCUCAAUAUCGUCGGUCCACGCCCGAGGCCCUGUCGACGCCUGGUACAAUUCCCACUACUCGGCGAAACCUGCAGCGUCUACCGACCGUCUACCGAGCCUUCCGCAGAUUCAACCGCACGCGAGCGGGUCUUCCACAUCCUCAUCGCCUCGGGGUGGUUCCUUCAGUGCAUCGUCAAUUGACAACGGAAGCGCCAGUUCCAACACAUCGUACUCUGCUUCCGUCAACGGUCAUACCGCAGGCUUCAAGACUCCCUCACCGGAGCAGGUCCCGCAACCUCUCAACCGCAACGGUCAGCCUUUGAAUGUGCAGUCGCAUCAAGGCUCUCCGUACGGUACUCAACAAAGCUACGGCUACCCUUCCGAGGGCUACAACAGCAUGAACCAGAUGCAAUCGUAUCCUGACGUGCAUCAACCGCAAAUGUCUGCUGCUACUGCUCACGCACCGGGGACCGCUGCGCCUGGAGGUCUUUCCCAUUAUGCAUACCCUCCUCAGCCAUCGAUGCCUCUCCCCGGACCCGGGUAUGGAUCGGCACCUCAAGGCUACACUUCUUACGGCUACCCCAGCGGAGUACCUUCCCAGCUGCCUGUUUCGUCUUCGAUGAACAAUCCCAUGGUUCCGCAACAAUCAAUUCAGCUUCCCGCCAUGUCGUCCACGGCUCCUGCAGCGUCCUUGCCAGGGUCGCAGAGCUACGGAAACCCUCACACAUUUGACCACACUGGGCAGAUUGCACCUCCAGGGAUGAAACCCAGAGUGACUGCCACCCUUUGGGAAGACGAAGGAAGUCUAUGCUUCCAAGUCGAGGCCAAGGGUGUGUGUGUCGCGAGACGUGAAGAUAAUCACAUGAUCAAUGGAACAAAGCUACUGAACGUUGCAGGGAUGACUCGUGGGCGUCGGGAUGGUAUCCUGAAAAGCGAAAAGACAAGACACGUUGUCAAGAUCGGUCCUAUGCACCUCAAGGGCGUCUGGAUCCCUUUUGAACGAGCUCUAGAGUUUGCAAACAAGGAGAAGAUCACGGAGCAGCUUUACCCGCUCUUCGUGCACGAUAUCGGAGCAUUGCUCUAUCAUCCCUCGAAUCAGACGAGGGCAAGUGUAGGCGGCGCUGCCAUGGCUGCUGUUGAUCGAAAUCGGAGACCUGACUCCAUGCAGACCAAUCGGUAUCUGACUGGCGGGCCGACGACAUCGCAACCUCCAGCUCUACACCACCACCACUCGAUGAGCAACCCGGUUGGGGCGGCCAUGUCUCAACCCCCGCACUCGAUCCAACCGCACCCAGCCUCGGGCCGUCCCGGUCUAGACCGAGCCCACACGUUCCCCACGCCUCCUACGAGUGCUUCGAGCAUUAUGGGUAUGGGUAACUCGGGAAGCUCCUAUGAAUGGAGUAACGCCAAUGUGCAAGGUGUGCAAGGAAAUCAACCCUUAUCUAUCGACACAGGUUUGAGCAACAACCGCUCUGUGCCUACUACACCUGCAAGCACCCCACCUGGGCCUGUGCAGCAAGGUAUGUCUUACCAGACAGCUCAGAGCUAUGAUGCUUCGCGCCCAAUGUAUUCGGCGCCCCCAUCUCAACCCCCUCAAUAUCACACUCAGUCUCAGCCCAUGAUGGGCUACCCAAAGACUGAAAUGGCACCGCCUGCUCGUGGUCCUGAUCAGGGCGAUGUUAAGCCCACCGACGCGAUAUUGGCUCAGAAUGAUGACUCUGUCAACCACAAUGCAGGUGGCGAUGAGGGUGGUGAGCAUGAGUACACGCAUUCAAGCGCGCCUUACAACGGCAACCGAGCCCCGUACGCGUAUAAUCCUGCUCCAGGCUCUGGUCCCAUCACAGGCGAGCACCCUCAUCUAUCCCCUGAAAUGACGGGUUCGCCUCACCAAAAUGGCUCGGGGCGCGCAACGCCCCGCACGACCACCACCGGCCAAACGCAAUGGAAUUCGGGCUACCCGACGCCUCAGCGUCAAAAUGGCCCCUCUAGCAAUCUGUACAGCGUCAUGAGUGAUACGCGUACAACAAACGGAAACGCACAGCAAGACUCUUACCCUCCGCCCGGGUCUCAGUACCCUAGCCAAGGGUAUGCCACGAACGGUGUGGCACCUGGCAAGCGCGGUCGUGAUGACGAUGAGGAUCCGUAUGGCCGCCCUGGAAGCGUUCAAAGCGAAGACAUUGACGGCCUGAAGCGGCGAAAGACCAUGGACGGCGGGGCUGUCGCUCCGCCGUACGGUCCAGAUCCCAAUGCCGGACUUCAGAGGUCUCGUACAAUGCAGACGCAGCGCACCCGCAGAUAAGCCUAUUGUCCUCGGUUCGUGUUUGGGUGGAGUUUUGCCGCUUUUCAGACCGCGAUAGACGCGAUUCACGAGUGCAAGCAUCUGUUCUCCCGAGAAGCACUUUCGCUGCCAUUGCAGCGACCUCGACAUGGACGCGUUCAGAUGUCGAGGUACGGUGUAAUCACGCCACAGCAACGAGCACACUCCCUCCCCA
Molecule: messenger RNA, 2566 nt
Organism: Paraphaeosphaeria sporulosa
Lineage: Eukaryota; Fungi; Ascomycota; Dothideomycetes; Pleosporales; Didymosphaeriaceae
Product: apses-domain-containing protein
Exons: 3
Biological process (GO): positive regulation of transcription by RNA polymerase II
Cellular component (GO): nucleus
Molecular function (GO): DNA-binding transcription factor activity; sequence-specific DNA binding
Source: RefSeq, a predicted model, not a curated record